AUGGUUGCUGAUACCACAUAUUACGAGGCCCUCGGUGUCAAAUCCGACGCGACAGAAUUAGAAAUUAAGAAAGCAUAUAGGAAAUUAGCUAUUAUCACUCAUCCCGAUAAAAAUCCUGGCGAUGACACGGCGCACGAAAAAUUCCAAGCGAUUGGCGAAGCAUACCAAGUUCUCAGCGAUGAGGACUUGCGCAAACGAUAUGAUAAAUUUGGAAAGGAUUCUGCACAACCUGGGGAAGGAUUUGCGGAUCCGGCAGAGUUCUUUGGGACAAUUUUUGGAGGGGAGGCGUUCUUGGAUCUCAUCGGAGAGAUUUCGUUGAUGAAGGAUUUGACAAAGACUAUGGAUAUUACUAUGCAGGAAGGUACGGAAGAGGAAGAAGAAUUCCCCGGGACCGAAGCAGCGAAACAGGAGAGUUUAGCCGCAGAUAAGGAGAAGGCUGGAGUAUCAGCGGCAGCAGAUGGCACAACGAAACAUGUACCCUCUGCAUCUGUGUCCGAGACUAUAGAUGCCUCUGCACCCGACUACUCGGAGAAGCCAGUAGCCGACCCCAGCCCUACCGUAUCAGGAACAUCAACCCCCAGACGUACUACGCAAAUUCCUCUCCGACCUGCUCUUAUGAAUCAAACCGAAGAAGAGGCUCAAAUGGCUGCGGCAGGUAUCACGGAAGAGGAGAAGGAGCUGAGGAAGAAAGAUAAGAAAAAGGCCGGUCUAUCCAAGGCCCAACGUGAAGAACUAGCCGCUUAUGAAAGGGAACGUGCUAAGGCCCGUCAAGAGCGAGUCGACACAUUGGCAAAGAAGUUGGUAGAUCGUAUAAGCAUAUGGACCGAGACAGACAAGGGGCCCGACGUUACCAAAGCAUUUCAAGAGAAAACACGCCUCGAGGUAGAGAACCUCAAGAUGGAAUCUUUCGGCCUGGAUAUCCUCCAUGCGAUCGGCCAAACCUAUCUCCAAAAAGCUACCGGACUUCUCAAAUCUCAAAAAUUCCUAGGCAUCGGCGGUUUCUUUUCUAGAUUAAAGGACAAGGGAACUAUCGCAAAGGAAACCUGGAAUACGAUUUCUAGUGCCAUCGAUGCGCAAAUGACCAUGGAGGAAAUGGCCAAAAUGGAAGAGAAAGGCGGCGAGGACUGGACGGACGAGAAGAAAGUCGAAUAUGAGCGUCGCGUAACAGGCAAGAUUCUUACAGCCGCAUGGCGCGGAAGCAAAUACGAGAUCCAGAGUGUUCUCAGGGAUGUUUGCGAUGAGAUUCUCAACGACAAGAAAGUCCCCAUGGCGAAGAGACUUGAGCGUGCUCAGGCUUUGGUUAUUUCGGGUGAAGUCUACUCUAAAGCUCAACGCAAUCCAGAAGAAGAAGGUGAUUACAUGGCGUUCGAACAAUUAGUCGCCGAGGCCGCAGCCAAGAAAGAGAACAAGAAAAAGGGAAAGGAUAAGAAAGAACAUGGGCAUCAUCACCACUCACAUCAUGUGGAUGCACAGGCUGCAGCCGAUGAUUUACCCAAUGUUCCUAAGGCUUAG
This is a messenger RNA of Sclerotinia borealis F-4128, 1512 nucleotides long. NCBI's taxonomy places the organism in Eukaryota, Fungi, Ascomycota, Leotiomycetes, Helotiales, Sclerotiniaceae. The record is from the annotation of a GenBank genome assembly.